Sarcophilus harrisii (Tasmanian devil) is the source of this 2530-nucleotide messenger RNA. It is a transcript of the gene ADAD2, whose product is annotated as adenosine deaminase domain containing 2. The transcript has 12 exons. Gene Ontology annotation, cellular component: nucleolus; cytoplasm. Bases 464 to 2098 code for a protein of 544 amino acids. Lineage: Eukaryota; Metazoa; Chordata; Mammalia; Dasyuromorphia; Dasyuridae. Gene Ontology annotation, molecular function: tRNA-specific adenosine deaminase activity; double-stranded RNA binding; double-stranded RNA adenosine deaminase activity. The record is from RefSeq and is a predicted model, not a curated record. Gene Ontology annotation, biological process: adenosine to inosine editing; RNA processing.
AGGAGAAGUGGGGUGCGGGAGAAUCGCCGAGCCUCGAGGCCUCUCCUCCUAAGCCACGGCUUCGCCGCCGCCCCUCCCCGCGGGGAGAUCCCUCUCCCUUGUAAAGCUGGCGGGCUCGGCAUUCCCCCAACGCCUGGCGACGGCGGGGACCCCGAGUUUGGAGGCGGGAACUAGCCGAGACUGUGGCCUAGCCGCUGGCCCCGCGCCCGACCUGGCCCGGGCCUCCCUUUCCCGCCCAGUGAUUAGCCCGCGGGGUCCCUGAGAGUCCCUUCCACCUCCCUCUGGAUGCCUUAGUUUUCUUAGAUGGAAAAUAAGGGGUUUGGGCCACUUGCCCCCCGGGCAGGUAUCCUCACCUACCUCUGCCUGCCCCCAUUUCUCUUCUGUAAGCUAGCAGCAGUCAGAGCGCCCUGCUGCUUCCCAGAGUGGUUGUGUAAGGAUCAAAGGGACUAGCUGCUUUCCCAGCAUGGAUGAGGCAACCCGCAGGAAACCCCGCCUGGCAGCCUCUCUGCAGAUUCCCUGGAGGCCCUCGGAAGGCUCUGCCCAGGUGUCCUCGGAGACUCAGCCUUCCAAAGCGGAGCCCCUUAGGGGAGAAGAGAAGAAGAAGAAGCUUGGGAACGAGGCUGCUGGGGAUGGGCCACUUCCAGAUCCUCCAGCGGUGGUGAGGGAGCUGAUCCUUGGCCACAAAGACCCCCCUCCAGGCCAGGCCCUGAGCCUCCUGACUCGCUAUGCAACAGGCAUGGGCCUUACUCUGCGCUUUGUGGAGAGUGAGGUCCAAAUUCCCUUCCGACACUUCUCUGUCUGUGCUGUGCUGGAUGAGGUGUCCUGUCCUGAGGGUACUGGGAGCAGCAAAAAGGAAGCAAAGGGACAAGCAGCCAUCCUGGCUCUCAAUUGUGUCAGGACCCAGCUGGAAAACCCAGCCCCCUUCAAAACUCCUAACAACUUCCCGCUCUGUUCUUUAACUGCAGAAAACAUUCUGACCCACGAGCAGCGUUGUGCAGCUGUGGUGAGCUCAGGCUUUGACCGCCUAAUAGGUGAAAACUCCCCAUACCGGGGCUGCAAGCGGACCAUAGCAGCUGUCAUCCUUGAAAGGGAGGUCCCUGAUGACAGGGGCAGCUGUAGGGAGACCUAUGAGCUGGUUGCUUUGGGUACGGGCUCAGGCGGCUACAGGGGCUGGAUUGAAUUCAUGGGCCGGAGACUCCACGACACUCACAGCUUGGUCAUUGCCCGCCGUGCCUUGGUCAGGUUCCUCUUCCGGCAGCUCCUUCUGGUGGCUAGUGGGGGCCCAGAAGGGGCAGAACGUUCAGUGCUGACCCCCCGACCAGGCCCUGGUCCCCCCCUUGCCUUGAAGCCCAAAAUCUUCUUACACUUGUACCUCAGUGACACACCUUCAGGAGCUGCACAUGACAUCUAUCUCCCUUCCCCAGGGGGCUCUCUCCACAGUCCCUCCCUUCGUCUUCAAGCCCACGCCCGGGGAGAACUGCGACCCGUCUGCUACCUCGCCCCGGGAUUCCGGGCAGCACGGGUCUGCUCGCUGUCGGCCAGUGACAAAGUGGCUCGAUGGGCAGUGCUGGGGCUGGGAGGGGGCCUGCUGGCCCAUUUCCUGCCUCCACUUUAUGCAACCAGCCUUGUCCUUGCUGACUCCUGCCAUGACCCUUCAACUCUGAGUCGAGUCAUCCAUGACCGGCCCUGCCUGGAGGGAGGCCCGGGCCUGCCACCUCCCUAUGCACGUAACCCCCUGCACCUGUUUCUGGGACCACCUGUGGCUCCCCAGGACUCUGUACCUUCCAACUGCCAGGGCCUCAGCCUCAACUGGAGCCUGGGAGAUAGCAGCUUGGAAGUUGUGGACACCACCACAGGACGUGUGUGGGCAGAAAACUCCCUGGGUCCUCCCUCCCGCCUCUGUAAAGCUGCCCUCCUGCGUGCUUUCCGCCAGGCGGCCCAAGCCCUGGGAAGAUUUGACCUCUUGGCACUGGACACGUAUGAGGUGGCCAAGGCAGGGACAUACCGAGCUGCUCGUCAGGAGUUGACCACUUACCUGGAACAGCAGGAUUUGGGUUCUUGGCCCUCCAAGCCUCUGGUGGGUGGGUUCUGUCACUGAACACGGGCAUAUGGGGGGUUGUUCUUUAGGGGUGUGUGUGUGUGUGUGUGUGUGUGUCCCAGGUGGGGGGUUAUGGCAGGGAUUAUAAAGUAUGGGGGUUAUAAAGUGUGUGUAAUUGUAUGUGACAGAUGGGAGGUUAUAAAGUGUGUGUGACACAAGUGGGGGUUAUAAAGUGUGUGUAUCUGAGACACAGAUGGGGAGUUAUAAAGUAUGUAUGUAUAUGUGACAGGUAGGGUGUUAUAAAAUGUGUGUGUGAGAAACAGGUGGGGGUUAUGGCAAGGAUUAUAAAGUGCCCUGACAUUAAGGGACUGGGCUGGGCAUGAUUUAAGAAAGAGGGUCUAAAUUGUGGUAGUGAGGUAGGAUCACUUGAGACCCCUGCUUGGAAGCCAUGUGCUUUAUGAUUUGUUCUGAAUAAAUUCUUUGCUCUGUGCA